AAACAAGUAAGCGGAUGUUAUCCACUCGGUGCACUUCCGGGUAGCUCUGCUAGCUAACUGUUAGCUCUCCAGACAAACUGACUAAAUUGUGACAAUGACAGCGCUAGCAUAGCUAACUGAGCUGCCAGAAAAUGAGGAGCCUACUGUUAAUUGCCUUUCUGGCUCCCUGUUGGGUCAACAGUGCCGUUAAGUCCAGAAUUAUAACGGAAGAAAAUCACAAAGAAAACCCGGAAUUCGAUGCUCUGAACUCCAUCCUGUCAGAUUUCGAGGUGCUGCCGGUGUCAGGCCUCCAGCUGCACUCUGUAAGGAAGAGGGACGUCCACACCCAGUCCCACCUGGAGCGCUUAGUGAGCUUCAGAGCGUUGCACAGACAUUUCAAGCUUUACUUGACCACCAACACAAACCUUUUCACUGAAAACUUUAAAGCUGUGUUUGUUGAUAAACACGGGAAGGAGGAAAACUACAAUGUUAAUCUUCAGAACUAUUUCACUGGGCAUGUUGUUGGUGAGGAGAAUUCACGUGUGCAGGCACACAUAGAAGGAGAUGAGUUUUCUGCUCACAUUCUAACUGAUGAAGCCGAGUACACCGUAGAGCCCCUGUGGAGGUUUACAGAUUCCCCGGCUGAUGGAAGAUUGCUGGUUUAUCGCUCAGACAACAUCAAGAAUCUGACCCGCAUCGUCUCUCCAAAAGUGUGUGGUUACAUCCACGCAGAUUCUUCGAACAUUCUGCCACAGACUUCCAGCAGGGAUUCGGACGGGCAGGAGGAGGUGGAGCAGGAAAAGGGGUACCACCACAGAGAGAAGAGACAGGCUCAUGAUCACAAGAAGAAUACCUGCCCCCUCUUGCUGGUUGCAGAUUACCGUUUCUUUAAACACAUGGGACGUGGACAAGAGAGCGUCACUCUCAACUACCUGAUUGAGCUGAUUGAUCGAGUUGAUGACAUGUAUAGGAACACGACCUGGGAUGAUGAAUUCAAAGGCUACGGGGUCCAGAUCCAUCAGAUCAUCAUCAACAAGGAGCCGACAAAGGCUCCCCGUGGCCAUGCUGGCACAGACUGGAUCCACUAUAACAUGGAGAACAGCCCUGUGAGAGGGAAAGAGGUCUGGGACGUGAAGAGACUUCUAGAGCAAUUCAGCUCAGACAUAGCUGAGAACGCCUCCACUGUGUGUCUAGCCCACCUGUUUACCUACCAGGAUUUCGAUGAGGGCACACUGGGGCUGGCUUAUGUGGCCCCGUCCAAACCUCAGGCCCUGGGGGGCCUCUGCCCAAAACCGUACUACCCAUCUAACUCUGCAAAGAAGCCCAGUUACCUCAACACAGGUCUGACCAGCACCAAGAACUAUGGCAAAACCAUCCUAACAAAGGAGGCAGACUUGGUGACCACUCACGAGCUGGGCCAUAACUUUGGAGCAGAGCACGACCCUGACAACAUCCCUUACUGUGCUCCCAGUGACGACCACGGGGGGAAGUUUGUCAUGUACCCUAUUGCUGUGAGCGGAGACCAUUACAACAACAAGCGCUUCUCCAACUGCAGCAAGAUCUCCGUAGGAAAGACGUUACGUUUCAAGGCUCCUGUGUGCUUCAAGGAGAGGAACAGUAAGGUAUGUGGCAACUCGAGAGUCGAGGAUGGGGAAGAGUGCGACCCUGGCCUACUCCACCUCAACGACGACCCCUGCUGCACAGCCGACUGCAAAUUCAAACUUGCCGCAAAGUGCAGCGACAGAAACAGCCCUUGCUGUAGGAGUUGCGUGUAUGAGCUUGCAGGGACAAGGUGCCAGGAACCCAUCAGUGCUACCUGUAAAGGCAUAUCAUCUUGCACAGGCAACAGCAGUCAGUGUCCACCUCCUGAAAACGCUGAGGACGACACUGUGUGUGUUGACAACGGCCGGUGUCACAAUGGAGAGUGCAACCCGUUCUGUGAAGCCAUGCAGAACCUUCAGUCCUGUGCCUGCAACGAGACGGACAACUCCUGUAAAGUAUGCUGCAGGGGAAAUGACGGUGCCUGCUCUCCUUUCAUCCAGACCAAUGGCAGUUUCCUUUAUCUUCGCAAAGGAAAACCCUGCACUGUGGGCUUCUGUGACGAAGGCGGAAAGUGCAUGAAGCAGGUGCAGGAUGUGAUCGAGAGGUUGUGGGAUUUUAUUGACAAGCUGGACAUUAACACAUUCGGGAAGUUCCUGGCUGAUAACAUAGUGGGCUCUGUCGUGGUGUUUUCACUUGUCUUCUGGAUUCCUCUCAGUAUCCUCGUUCACUGCGUGGACAAACGGCUUGACGAGCAGUAUGAAGAUAACACAAAGUCCUUCUACUACCCUCCAAGCAGUCAAGACAUGCUGAACAACAUCGAGUCAGCGUCCGUGCGCAUCGUCAAGCCUCCUCAGCCUCCCUCCUCCUCCUCCGCCGGCCGGAUCGCGCCCUCCUCCCUGCCCCUGCAGCAGAGCCAGGUCGGGGCCUCUCCCGCGGCCAGCACCAGUACCCCGGCCCCCGACCCGAGCUUCGGCCUCACCCCAGACAGCGCAGGGGGGCCGCGGAUGGCCACCAUCCAGGAGGACACCAGCAGCGACUCUCACCUGGGAGAGGAAGGCCUGUCGGACGAUUUCACAACCGCAGGAGCCUCCUCGUCGGUUACGAAAUCCUCUUACGAGGAUCUGACAGAGCAGAACCCGUCGGCCAAGGACAGACGACGCCUCAAGAGGCAGGAAUGCAUUGACACCAAAGAGACGGAGUGCUGAGAGUUUGGCUUUUUGGUUUAGUACCAACGAGGCACCAACACAUACAGAUAUGUGUUUUAGGGAACACGCAAAUACCUGCAUCAAAUGCAUUUUUCUUAUUCCAAAUCAGAGAUUAAAGGUAAUGGUAACCAUGAUGUGGAUAUCAUUCAGUCAGCUUCAACCUGGAUUGAACCACCACACAGAAAAUACAUGAGUCGUCACACAUCCCGGUGAAACUAAAUAUUUACUGAAGUGAAUUCAUGUUUUUUUUUUGCCUACGGUUAAUAUUGCUUUGUCUUUUCUAAGUUAGGGCGUCCCUGGUCAGACGAACCCUGGGAGAUCUGUUGUGAUCUGUGGAGCUAAAUCUACUGAGGGCUGGUUGCCCAACACGGCAUGAAGUUAACUUAUCUUUUUUGUCUAUCAUAUGUCCCUAAAUGCUGGUGCAGGAAGUAUUCAUGGCAAUGAACCUCCCCGGUUGGUUCCACUAACACAUUAACAGGUGAAUGGUUCAACAUGUCAUUGAUGAUUGUUGUGAUAUUUUACUGUUUUAAAAAGAAACUUUUCAGUGUGAUAUGUUAAUCAGCAAACUUUUACUUCAAAAUUUGUUUUUAGUUUUUUCAGAACUGCACUUCCAAGUAUUUUUUCCAUAUCACUGGUUUUAUAUAUGUUCUUUCUAUGAUGUGUCAUUAAUAGUUUAUUUUAUAUAUGUGCAGGCUUGUAAAACACUUCAUUUGCACUUAGAAUGCAACAUUUAAUACUACACUGGGUCUCUUCAGGAAUACACUUGUUUGUCCAGCUGUUGAUAUAUAUUGUCUAUAUAAAACAACAUGGUGCCUUUUCUGAUUUUGUGCCUAACAAUUCAACUUCGACGAGAUGAACAAUAAUACUGAAUUAAAUUUUAAAAGGAAGUUCCUGAGGUGCUCAAAUGUUAUUUUUUCCGUUUGGUUUUCGGUCCUUGUGUAUUGUUAUCUUAUGCCGUCUCGCCACUGUCGCCUGCUGUAUCACAUGUUCAAAUUGUUAAAUAUGUACUUUCUGUAGGUCAAGGAGAAAAAAAAAUACUGUGUCGCUAACAUUGACUGCUGGAUUGAUGUGAACUGUUGUACAAGCAUAUAUCCUGUCAUAUAUUCUGAUGUGUAUAUUCUUAAUAUGUCUGUGUUUAUAUGUCACCAGAGUUACUUUUAAGGUUUCUUGCUUCGAUUCCUUAAACGCAUCUCAAAAUAAAUCUUUAUUGUGCAUUUUAAACAAUAA
Messenger RNA from Cyclopterus lumpus (lumpfish), 3953 nucleotides. It is a transcript of the gene adam17a, whose product is annotated as ADAM metallopeptidase domain 17a. Gene Ontology annotation, biological process: Notch signaling pathway; membrane protein ectodomain proteolysis. Gene Ontology annotation, molecular function: metalloendopeptidase activity. The record is from RefSeq and is a predicted model, not a curated record. Gene Ontology annotation, cellular component: plasma membrane. NCBI's taxonomy places the organism in Eukaryota, Metazoa, Chordata, Actinopteri, Perciformes, Cyclopteridae. The coding region runs from base 132 to 2726 and encodes 864 amino acids. The transcript is spliced from 19 exons.